UUCUUCCCCUUCUAUAUAAAAUGUUGAGAUUGGUGUUAUUGACGGCUUUUGUCGUUGUUGCUUUUGGAGAAAGUCCAAAUAUUCGCAUUCUUUAUCAAAGACAAGAAAUUGAUCCAAAUCAUAGUUACAAUUGGGCUUACGAAACUGAACAUGGAAUUAAAGCUAACGAAGAAGGUUCUUUGUAUACAGUAGCAAAUUCUCAACCUGAUGUAGAAAUCUUAAAAGCAGAAGGAGCUUAUAGUUACACAUCUCCAGAAGGAAAAGAAGUUCAAAUCACUUACGUUGCCGAUGAAAAUGGAUUUCAACCAGAAGGUGAUGUCAUUCCAAAAGUUCCAGAGUAUAUCUUAAGAGCAUUAGAAUAUCAACGUACUCAUUAAUAUUGUUUUUAUAUAUGUAAUGUUUAACAUAGUUUUAAGAUUGUUAUAAACUUUAAACCAAUACAAUUUUUCUUUGUUAAAUAAUUGUAGUUACAUAUCUUGGUUUGCUAGAAAGUUCCAUGUAAACGAGGAAAAUUCAUGCUGCUAAUACUAAUGAACUCUAUAAACCAUUAUCGUAGACAUUGAUCACUUUACAAUGGAGCUUCAUUUUAGGGCAACCAAAUUGGUGUAUAAUAAAUUACAAUUAAUAAUUUA
Molecule: messenger RNA, 632 nt
Organism: Onthophagus taurus
Lineage: Eukaryota; Metazoa; Arthropoda; Insecta; Coleoptera; Scarabaeidae
Product: pupal cuticle protein-like
Cellular component (GO): chitin-based extracellular matrix
Molecular function (GO): structural constituent of chitin-based larval cuticle
Source: RefSeq, a predicted model, not a curated record